Molecule: messenger RNA, 2654 nt
Organism: Labeo rohita (rohu)
Lineage: Eukaryota; Metazoa; Chordata; Actinopteri; Cypriniformes; Cyprinidae
Gene: nsmce4a
Product: NSE4 homolog A, SMC5-SMC6 complex component
Exons: 11
Coding region: 178-1236 (352 amino acids)
Biological process (GO): DNA repair
Cellular component (GO): Smc5-Smc6 complex; nucleus
Source: RefSeq, a predicted model, not a curated record
UACAAAAUAUAAACAUGAUAGUACAGCCGCGAGCUUUGUCAUAGAAUGUGUCGGAAAUGACGUGAGGAAAGUAAACCCACUUCCUUCUACUCCCCGCGAAGAUUUCGUUGUUGAUGCAAAUGACAGACAUGAACCCUGCAGUUUUUUAAAGUUUAAAAUCAAGCAGAAACAUUGAAGAUGUCUGAAUCGAGAAAAAGGUCUAGAGGGAAUCAAGAGGAAUCUGCUGGAACGUCCAAUGGAUUGGGUGGGAGGAACAGGUCAGAGAGAGCUAUGGAUAUGGGUGAUGAAGAUGAUAUUGGUGCCGGACCCUCAGGUAUUAGUGAGGAGGAUGAUGAUCCAACACGCAGGAGAGAGAUCAGGAGCAAGUACAGGGAUCUGAUCAAUCAAGUCCAGCAAAAUCGUGAGGACAUGUUGAACCCUGCUAACAAUAAACUCACUGAUGUUUUAGAAGAGGCCAACAAACUUUUUGCCAAUGUGAGGCAGGCUCGUGAAGCAGCGCUAGAUGCUCAACUUUUGGUGCUAGCCACUGAUCUAGGGAAGGAAAAGGCCAGCCAGCUACAUGCUGAAGGCUCUGCGUUUGACCCGUCUGCAUUUGCAGAACAUUUGUUGUCCUUCAUGGGUCUGAAUCGUUUGGAAGAUGAAAGUGGUCAGGAUGGGAACUUGGAGGGAUAUUUACCACAAGGUGCAUGGCAGAGGCUUGCAAAGAGAUCUGAAUACUGCUUCAAAACAGCCCCUUCAUUCCAUUAUAUGUUGGGCUCGUUUUUGGCAGAGCCUCCUCCGCCACGACAGAGAGUUGAAAGACAAAGGAAAGCCCCCAGCAAAGAGGCAAAACGAAUUAUGCCCACCCAGCUAAAGAAAAUGGAAGAAUCACACCAGGAGGCGACAGAGAAAGAGGUUGAAAGAAUCUUAGCAUGGCUUCGAGGUUACUUUGCUGAUGAUUCUGAGGAUCAUAUUUCAUAUUACGAGUUCGUCGUUGACCCCAGCUCCUUCUCUCGGACUGUGGAGAACAUCUUCCACACAUCUUUUCUCAUUAGGGAUGGUCUGGUGAGGAUGUACAUGGAUGAUAAUGGGCUUCCUUGUAUAGCUCCAGUAGAGGAAGGUGAGGUGGAGCCUGGUGGGGCUGCCAUCCGACAUCAGUGUGUCAUCUCCAUCAGCCAGGAAAGCUGGAGGGAAAUCAUUGAUGCCUUUGAUAUUAAAGAAGCUUUGAUCCCUGCUCCAGAAGUUUCGUCACAGUAAAGCUAAGUUAGCGACAGCUGCUGAAAUGUUUGUAAAAUAAAAACUGUUGUCUUCUUUUUAUAUUUUUUAAUAUUUGGAAUCUCAAUUUUAAGAGUUCUGUCUUUGAAUACUGUAUAAAGUGUAAUAAUUCUGUCUAUUACAAUAAAUGUAAAGUCAACUUGCAUUUGGUGCAAACAUGGACGAUUCAUAACUCUUCACUCUUUGUAGAUGUACAUCUCUGCUCUCUUUCUCUGAAUUAGAAAUAUUCAGAGCAGCAGGUCAAUUGUGUGUAUAUAGACUGGUGUCUGGAUGCUUGAAAAUGUUUCUCACAGUUCACUGUAUCACUAUUUCAUAAAACAGGUUUGCUUUGUAAACUAUUAUUUAACGAUAUCAUCCUUUUUGCAAGUCAAAUCUUCAUUUGCACUUAUACUACAUAGUGUCCGCUUAUGUAUUUACAGGUAAUUUCCUCGUAUAUCGUUUUGCUAAGCUGCUCCGUUAAACCUAUCUGUGUUUUGUAUAGAUAUCUAUAUGUAUAGAUAAGAAACUUAAUGCAGAUAAACUAAACAUACGCAUAGUGUAGUUUUUGAAUUUUUUGAAUGUAUUAAGAUGAACCUCAUAUUUGCCAUAUGGUGACUGCCCUGUUAGUAAUCACGUUCAGAUUAGUUAAACACUACCAUCUAGUGGUGAAAUAACCUUUUUUUGGAGCAAAAUGCACUGGAUAAAGCUGAAUUUGUGUGAAUGAGUUUUAAAACUGCUCUUUAAAGAAUUCUUAAACUGCUGCUUCUAGUCAAGGAUAUUUGCACAGUCAUAGCAAUAGUUGUAUUUUGCGCUUUGUUGUCUGUUACAUGUUUAUAUGAAGUCUGUGUAAAAUGCUUAUGCAGGGAGGCAAUAGAGAGCUGUCAAUGUGUGCAGUUUUGUGGCCCUCCAUAUGCACACAGAUUGGUCCAAGCUUGGAUUAACUGCCCUGUAGUUUGAUCCCACUGACAUCUGAAGCCUUUUGGAGGGAUCUGCCUGCUGUCUGAGUAACACUCAUGUUCACAAGACGCUUCUCUAAGCUGCAGGGACUUUUUGGACGGUGUAGUGGUGUAAAUCAGCAUUCAGGUCAGUGAAUGAAGUUGAGAUUUUAGUGUAGUAUUGCACAGAGGUUGUUUUUGUUGAUUUCUUACAGCAGUUUUUUUUUUUUUUGUUUAAUUAUAUAUUUUCAUUUAUGAUUUUUUGCUCAUUUAAAAAUGGUCUUUAGGCUUAUCUGCUUGUUUAGGUGUGGUUUUAUGCUUUAUAUGCUUUUAUUUUUAUGCUUCAUAUGUUUUAUUAAAUGUUCAAACAUGUUUUAGGGUCACUGUGCUGGCUCACUGCUUAAAGUUUAAUAUCUUUGUAUUUCAAAUUGUCUGAAAUCCUGUUUUACUCAAAUGGCAAAAUAUAAAAGCAAAAUUAUUUAUAUA